ACGAUGCCUCCCCGAAUACCGUUUUCCAGCGCUUCGCUGUGCUGCAGAGCGGCUCUCAGCACUCCCGCGACCUCAUUGACCGCCUGUCUCGCCCGGCUCACCCUCCAGCAAGCCCGCAAUGCCUCGAUCCUAGGCAGCUUGGCCAACAACCCCGGCGCUGUGCAGAAGAAGAAGAGAGUUGGUCGCGGUCCCUCUUCAGGCCAUGGAAAGACUUCCGGACGAGGUCACAAGGGUCAGGGACAGCACGGCAAGGUGAAGCCCUGGUUCCAGGGUGGUCAGACGCCGUUGAUUGUGAAGCACGGCAGAAAGGGCUUCGACAACUUCCGAGCCCCUAAGAUCUCCGAAGUGAACCUGGACCAGAUCCAGAACUGGAUCGACCAAGGCCGACUCGACCCCACGAAACAAAUCACGCCAAAGGAGCUGAUCGAAAGCAAGCUGAUUGGCAGCGUCAAGGAUGGCGUAAAGAUCCUCUCUAGAGGUGGCGAGAGCCUCAAGCAGCCCAUCAACGUCAUGGUUUCAAGGGUCUCAGCAGGAGCAAUCACCGCCAUCGAAGCCGCCGGAGGCAAGGUCCUCACCAGAUACUACACGAAACUGGCCAUUCAGCGACUCUUGACAGGCGAGUCAGUCAAUACAGACAAGCCCCUACCCGUCGGCCCAGAGCACGUAGAGGCAAUCCUAGCAGAGGCGAGAAAAGGCCCAUUCCGAUACAGACUGCCCGACCCUACGAGCCGUGCCGACAUCGAGUACUACCGAGACCCAGCGCAUAGAGGAUACCUGAGCCACCAGAUCGCUCCAGGCCAGUCGCCCAGUUUGUACUUUAAGGUGCCUGGUGUGCAGAAGACCAUAGACAUUGGCCAUGUUCUUGUCUUGUCACCUUGCUAUGAACAGAAAUUCCAACGUCUAAUGCCAAAACUUGCAUUUUUUUUAUCCCCAGAUAUAGCACUAUUAUCGCCCUCCAGCCUCCUAGCGCCGCCAUUACGAGUUCGACAACCGCUAGGCCGACUUGAUACUGCGACUGACAACCAACCUCGCCUCCUCCAGACUCUUCGCAUCAACCCCGCGGCCACAACCGAUUCUCGCCUCUCUCUCGUCGUCUCUGCGUCCAUGUCACUCUUUGGGGAUGAGCCCACCGACAAUGGGCCAGCUUUGGGCUCGUCGCCUCGUCGCGGAGGAGCCAGAUCAAGCGGUCUUUUCGACGACGAGCCAGCGUCCGGCCGCAAUUCGUCCAGCCUCUUUGACGACGGCAGCGGCGCCUCGUCGCCCUGGGACAUGCCCACGCCGCGCAAGCAGCAGAGCCGAGCCGAGCUGAUCCGCAACCUGCUGCCGGCCUCGGACGUGCCCGAGAGCUAUAUCGAGACAUUCGAUGCCGUGGUGCGCGAGGACGGCCACGACGGCCAGGUCACAGCUUCAGGCAUUGCCAAGCUGUUUGCUGUGGCCCGGCUCGACGCCGAUUCCCAGGCGCGCAUCAUGUCGCUCGUGGCUCCAGGAGGAUCCGACGUUUCGUUGUCGCGCAACGAGUUCAACGUGGUUCUAGCUCUCAUUGGCUUGGCGCAAGAAGGCGACAUCAUCAGCCUUGACGGAGUGGAUGAGCGGCGAAAAAACAUCCCUCGACCCAAGCUGCCUGGACUGACCGCCGAACCGAUUAUGCCUCCUCUUGCUGAGCUUGCCGCAAAACCGCCUCAGGUCCCGUCCAAGCAUGAGCCCGAGCCCGAGCACUACAACCCCGAGCCUCAACCCCAGCCACAGCCUCAGCUUUACCCAGAACCUCAGCCUGAGCCUGAGCAUUCACAGCCCCCUGCAAGCAUCCUAAGCAGAUCGACCAUGGUUGACCCCGACGACGAUCCGUGGAACACGCCGGAUAUGCACAAGGGCCAUGCUCAUGCUCACCAAAACGGACCGGAGCAUCACGAUCCCCCCAUCAAUGGACACAACCACGGCUUCAACCAGGAUGUUCCUCCAUCGUUUGAGCCGCGCCCCACGAACCAUUACAGUGCUCCGCCAGAGCCAAUUCGCCCUUCAAAUCGUCCACGACAAAUCUCGAGCAGCUCUUUGUCCGGUCAAGGUGGAUGGGGAGCUGGAUUCUACGGCAGCUCGCCCGCUGGGGGCGGCUUCACCGAUGUAGCCCAACCGCAACCUCAGGCGCCCAUCCCCAACAUCUUUGGAGCGGACGGCGCUGGUCAGAUUGGAGUUAUCGCCCCGCCUCCCGCUGCUGCUCCGUCCCGGAGCUUGGGCGGCCGCGUCGGAAACAGCGCGGAGGAAAUCGUCGUUGUCACUCUAAUGCCCGGCAAGGAGGGUAUAUUCAUGUUCCAGCACCACAACUAUGAAGUUACUAGCCAGAGGCGUGGGAGCAAGGUUGUUCGACGGUAUAGCGACUUUGUCUGGCUGUUAGACUGCCUGCACAAGAGGUAUCCGUUCAGGAUGCUGCCAUUGUUGCCGCCCAAACGGGUAGCCGUGAAUGGAAACCACCUAUCCAACGACGGCGCCUUUAUCGAAAAAAGACGACGAGGUUUGGGUAGGUUCCUAAAUGCCAUUGUACGGCACCCAGUAUUGAGCCUGGAGCAGCUAGUCAUUAUGUUCUUGACUGUCCCUACAGAACUUGCCGUGUGGCGGAAGCAAGCAACUAUCUCUGUUCAAGAUGAAUUCACGGAUCGAGCACUCCCCCCUGGCCUGGAAGAUUCGCUGCCGCCAACUCUUGAGGACCUCUUUAUUCGUACACGCAACGGAGUUCGCCGAUCUGCCGAGCUAUACAUCAACUCGUGCAACAUCAUGGACCGUCUCGUCAAGCGAACAGAGGGCGUUGCCGCUGAUCAUGCGCGGGUUGCUCUGUCGCUCAUUUCGCUCACCGAAGUCUCUGCGGAUACCUAUGCUACCGACACGAGCGAGAUUCCGCUGCUCAACGACGGCUUGACGGCCAUGAGCAAGCAUCUACGGACCUGCCAAAGCUUACUCGAAGACGAGAGCCGAGGCUGGGAUGAGGGUGUGCUGGAGGAUUUGAAGCGGCAGCGUGAUGCCCUGGUUAGCCUUCGCGAGCUGUUUGACCGAAGGGAGCGACUGGACAAGGACAACAUUCCAUACUUGGAGAGGAGAAUACAGGCCAACGAGACUAAGCUGGCCAACCUGCGAUCCAAGCCAGAGGGCCUGGUCAAGCCGGGUGAGAUUGAAAAGGUGGCAGAAUCCAUUAUCAAGGACAAGGAGUCUAUCGUGCAGCAGCACAACCGCUCCAUCUUUGUCAAGGAAUGUCUGCGAGACGAGCUCAUCGCCUUCCAGUCGACGCAAUACCAUGUCAGCAGGUGGAAUCAGGACUGGGCUGGCGAGCGCGUCAAGUAUGCGGAGAUGCUGGCCGACAAUUGGCGGCGCCUGUUGGAUGCUCUAGAGGGCAUGCCGCUGGGUGAUUAA
This is a messenger RNA of Trichoderma virens Gv29-8, 3396 nucleotides long. RefSeq lists its product as uncharacterized. Lineage: Eukaryota; Fungi; Ascomycota; Sordariomycetes; Hypocreales; Hypocreaceae. The transcript is spliced from 8 exons. The annotation marks the transcript as partial. Gene Ontology annotation, molecular function: phosphatidylinositol-3-phosphate binding; structural constituent of ribosome. The record is from RefSeq and is a predicted model, not a curated record. Gene Ontology annotation, cellular component: endosome; large ribosomal subunit. Gene Ontology annotation, biological process: translation; retrograde transport, endosome to Golgi; protein targeting to vacuole.